AUAUCUUCCACACCACACAUACACAACGAAAACCCAAUGUCUUAACCGUCAUCGGGAGUCUCACCACAAUCGCCAACACCUGCCGCCGUUGCCAUCAUGUCUGUGCUGCGACUGUCACUGUAUCGGAUCCGUCGCAAUCGGAUGGCAAUCAUACGCGCCGUCAUUGCCUUCUUCUCGAUGGCGGCCGUCUUCCUACUGCUCUCGCGGACCAUCAAAACCACGACCAGAAGCACGUCCAGCGACGGCGAGUCGCCAUCACUGAUAUCAUCGCUACUGUCGCCGGACUCACAACACGACACACCCGUCGAAACGCAUCCCAAGACACGCACAAUGAGUGCCAAUGAGGCGGUCGUCCAGUUGUCGGCCAAAGACUGGCGUCUCUUUCACGCGUUGAACCCCGUGAUGAAGGGUUGGGGUGAUCGGGGACUGGCCGUCAAACUGGAGGCCCAGGAGGACAGGGAUCGCGCCAAAGAGCUGUUCAAAACGGGCGCCUUUGAUGUGUUCAUAUCGGACCGCAUUUCCCCGAACCGGACCCUCCCGGACGCCCGUCCCUACGAGUGCUCCAAAGUCCAGUACCCGACCCGCGAGUUGGGCUCCGCCUCUAUAGUGAUAAUCUACACGAACGAGAUCUGGUCGGCGCUCGUGAGGACCAUAUGGUCCGUCUGGAACCGGACGCCCGACCCGUUGCUCAACGAAAUCAUAUUAGUGGACGACUUCAGCGAUAAGCCGGAGCUGAAGGCGCCGUUAGACAAGUAUUUGCGCUAUUAUUUCGGUGAUCGAGUGCGAGUUAUACGACUGGCCAAACGGGAGGGCCUGAUCCGGGCGCGACUCAUAGGCGCCCGCCGGGCCAGGGGUGAGGUGAUUGUGUUCCUGGACAGCCAUUGCGAGGUGACUGUGGGCUGGUUGGAGCCCAUGAUGGCCCGCAUUCACGAAGACAGGCGUAACGUCGUCUGUCCCGUCAUUGACGUCAUAUCCGACAAGACGCUGGAGUACUUCGCGGGCAAUCCCUACUACUUCCAGGUCGGGGGGUUCACGUGGAGCGGACACUUCACGUGGAUCGACAUCCCGGAGGACGCGGCCAAGAAGGCGCCGACACGCGCUGUGGUGUCGCCCACAAUGGCCGGCGGUUUGUUUGCCAUAAACCGGGAGUACUUCUUCGAGAUUGGCUCCUAUGACGAGUCGAUGGAGAUCUGGGGCGGAGAGAACCUGGAGCUGUCGUUCCGCGUGUGGCAGUGCGGCGGGCGCCUGGAGAUACACCCGUGCAGUCACGUCGGCCACAUAUUCCGCGACUAUCACCCGUACAGCUUCAAUGGGAAGGACACCCACGGCGUCAAUACGCUGCGGACGGUAAUGGUGUGGAUGGACGAGGAGUACCAGAAGUACUUCUUCAUGCAUCGCAAGGAUCUGCAACGCGUGGCGCCGGGAGAUCUCAGCGAGAGGUUGGCGCUUAAAGAUCGGUUGCAUUGCAAGAGCUUUCGCUGGUAUUUGGAGCACAUCUACACCGAAGACAAGUUUAUUUACGAUAAGAACGCCAAAGCCUACGGUUUCGUGCGGAACGGUAUCUCCAACUUGUGUUUAGAUAACCUGAACCGCGAAGAGGAUAAGGAGCACAACUUGGGGCUAUACAUAUGCGCGCCGGACCGGCCCCGGGAUGUGUGGACCAAUCAGGUGUUUACGCUGACA
Molecule: messenger RNA, 1683 nt
Organism: Oppiella nova
Lineage: Eukaryota; Metazoa; Arthropoda; Arachnida; Sarcoptiformes; Oppiidae
Source: the annotation of a GenBank genome assembly